AUGCUUGGAAGAGACAUUGAGUUAGGUGAGAAUGAUGACGUUAAACCCACUUCUUUUAUCAGAAGAUAUCCUAAUAUUUUUGUUGAGUCGUAUUUUCUUGAUAGCGACGGCUCUCCUGUUUCGUGUUUCGGAUUGAGCCCUGUAGUGUUGAAGCUCCAUCGCGAAGAGCUUGAUGUACUUAAAGACAAUUGGUUUAAACUUAGUGAUAGGUUGUGUAGAUUGCUUAUGCUCAUGAGAGAUUGGAUGCUUCCGUUACAGACUAUUGAUCAGUUGAAAUGGGAUUUGGGUUUAAUAGUUAGAGAAGAAUGCUUCUCUGCAAAAACACAAAGAAGAUGUAAUAAUGGAACUUUUGCGUUUCCGGUUAGUUUAACGAUAGGUUUUGGUUUGAAAAGGAAAAUCAUAGAAUGGUUGAAAGAGUGGCACAAACUCCCUUAUACUUCGCCUUACAUUGAUGCCUCUCAUUUGGAUAUUCGUACUGAUGUAUCUGAGAAGAGGGUAGUUAAAGUUUUUAACGAGCUCCUUCACCUUACACUUCAUAAGCAAACCGAGCGUAAGAAUGUUAGAAAUUUACGCAAACCCUUGGCUUUACCGCAGAAGUUCACUAAAGCAUUUGAACGACACCCUGUUGUUUUUUACAUUUCCAAGAAGAAUGACACCCAAACAGUUGUUUUGAGGGAAGCCUACAAUGGUACGGAACUCGUUCAGAAACACCCCCUUGUGAAAAUUAGAGAGGAAUUUGCAUAUCUAAUGAAGAAAGUACUACUUGAUAUGAGUAGGGGUGUUUACAAGAAAAGUUUAGAUGCUAAUUUGGUUAAGGAAGUGAGAAAGGAAGUUAGCAUUGCCGAAAAAACUAAUUGGGUUAGUUCUAAAGAUGAAUCUGAUUUGAUGUUAUUCUGA
This is a messenger RNA of Vicia faba (fava bean), 897 nucleotides long. The record is from the annotation of a GenBank genome assembly. NCBI's taxonomy places the organism in Eukaryota, Viridiplantae, Streptophyta, Magnoliopsida, Fabales, Fabaceae.